Messenger RNA from Linum trigynum, 5296 nucleotides. Lineage: Eukaryota; Viridiplantae; Streptophyta; Magnoliopsida; Malpighiales; Linaceae. The record is from the annotation of a GenBank genome assembly.
CCCCUCGAACUUCUCAACGGGAUCCCUCCAGGAGUCCAUGGCGUCAUGGAGAUGAUUACAUCACUGAACAAAGAGGCAGAACAGAUGAUGAUAGGAUUGAUAAUCGAAGGGACAGACACAGAUACAGCAGUGACCGUGAAGACCGAAGUCAUGGAAGAGAAUCACGCCAUCGGUAUGAAGACGAUUAUGAUGGAAGUUAUGGAAGAAAACGCUCACGAACACCAGGUUUGUGUUGACUUCUUAUUUGAUGAAUUUUCUUUUUUCUUAGCACAAUUGCAACCAGGAAAUGUUUGGCUUUUUUUUUCUUUUACACAUUUUAUGUAGUUGGAACAAUUUUUACCUAACCCUAUUAGCUGAAGUGAGCAUGUGGACUACUGUGUCAAUCUAACUUUCCCCUUGAUUAAUUUUCAGGGAGAUAUGAUUGGGAUGAUGGAAGAUGGGAAUGGGAAGAAACUCCUGUUCGUGAUGAUACCUCUAACUCAGGUCAGCGGCGUCAGCCUUCAAGGUCCCCAAUGUUUGUUGGGGCAUCACCUGAUGCACGAUUAGUUUCACCAUGGUUGGGUGACCAUACUCCUUCGGCUGGCUCCAGUGCUUCCCCUUGGGAUCGGGUUUCUCCUUCUCCUAUACCAAUACGAGCUUCUGGGUCGUCAGAUAGGUCCUCUGUUUCUAGACGGGGUGGGAGAUCUCAUCAGCAUACUUUCUCUGUUUUAAGCUCCCAACCAUUAGAGGAAGGAGAAAAGCCAUUCGUGUCUGAAGAACAUAAUCCUGAGAUUACUGAGGACAUGCGUUUGGAAAUGGAAUAUACUUCUGACCGAGCAUGGUACGAUAGAGAAGAAGGUAACACAUUGUUUGAUUCUAAUAGCUCAUCAUUUUUCUUUGGAGACGAAGUUUCAAUCCAGAAAAAAGAGGCAGAGUUGGCUAAAAAGCUGGUUCGUAGAGAUGGCUCCAAGAUGACACUAUCUCAAAGUAAGAAGUUAUCUCAACUUACUGCUGAUAAUGCCCAGUGGGAAGACCGGCAACUGUUGAGAUCUGGUGCUGUUAGGGGAACUGAAGUGCAGACUGAAUUUGAUGAUGAGGAUGAACGCAAGGUUAUUCUCCUUGUGCAUGAUACAAAACCCCCUUUUUUGGAUGGAAGAGUCGUUUUCACUAAACAAGCGGAACCAGUAAUGCCUCUAAAAGAUCCCACAUCCGACAUGGCCAUCAUUUCACGCAAAGGAUCUGCUCUAGUCAGGGAGAUUCGUGAUAAACAGAGUCAGAACAAGUCUCGCCAACGGUUUUGGGAACUUGCUGGCUCAAAACUUGGUGAUAUUCUUGGUGUUGAGAAAACAGCGGAGCAGAUUGAUGCUGAUACUGCUGAAGUGAAUGAAGAAGGUGAAGUCAAUUUCAAGGAAGAUGCAAAAUUUGCACAACACAUGAAGAAGGGCGGUGAAGCUGUGAGUGAUUUUGCAAAGUCAAAAAGUCUUGCAGAGCAGCGGCAAUACCUUCCUAUAUUCUCUGUGAGGGAUGAGCUGUUGCAGGUGAUACGUGAAAACCAGAUAGUAGUUGUAGUUGGAGAAACUGGGUCGGGAAAGACUACUCAACUGACACAGUAUCUACAUGAAGAUGGCUAUACAGCAAAUGGAAUUGUGGGUUGCACCCAGCCCCGUCGUGUGGCAGCCAUGAGUGUUGCCAAGAGAGUUAGUGAAGAGAUGGAGACUGAAUUGGGGGAUAAAGUUGGUUAUGCAAUUCGGUUUGAGGAUGUGACUGGAAAAAACACCAUAAUCAAGUAUAUGACUGAUGGAGUACUCCUACGUGAAACAUUGAAAGAUGCUGAAUUGGAUAAGUACCGGGUCAUUGUCAUGGAUGAAGCACACGAGAGAUCAUUAAACACAGAUGUACUGUUUGGGAUAUUGAAGAAGGUGGUUGCACAGCGUCGUGAUUUCAAGCUCAUAGUGACAUCUGCAACUUUAAAUGCUCAGAAGUUCUCGGAUUUCUUUGGAAGUGUACCAAUAUUCCACAUCCCUGGGCGAACUUUCCCUGUGAAGACCUUAUAUAGCAAGAGUCCUUGUGAAGACUAUGUAGCAGCGGCUGUUAAGCAAGCUAUGGCUAUCCACGUCCAGAGUCCUGCCGGUGACAUCCUCAUAUUUAUGACUGGGCAAGACGAAAUUGAGGCAGCGUGCUAUUCCCUUGCAGAGCGCAUGGAGCAGAUGGCUGCGUCCACCAAGGAUGUUCCUAAGCUUUUGAUCCUUCCAAUAUAUUCUCAGCUUCCUGCUGAUUUGCAAGCAAAGAUAUUUCAGAAAGCUGAAGAUGGAGCUCGGAAAUGCAUUGUGGCGACCAACAUUGCUGAGACUUCAUUGACUGUGGAUGGAAUCUUUUAUGUUAUCGACACAGGAUAUGGUAAAAUGAAGGUUUACAACCCAAGGAUGGGUAUGGAUGCUCUGCAAGUUUUCCCUGUCAGCCAAGCGGCUGCCAAUCAGCGUGCAGGACGUGCUGGUAGAACAGGCCCUGGCACAUGCUACAGGCUGUACACCGAGAAUGCGUACCUGAACGAGUUGUUGCCAAGUCCAGUGCCGGAGAUUCAGAGGACCAAUCUCGGUAACGUAGUUCUUCUGCUGAAGUCUCUCAAAAUAGAGAACUUGCUGGAUUUCGAUUUCAUGGACCCACCUCCGCAAGAUAAUAUUUUGAACUCUAUGUACCAACUGUGGGUGUUGGGCGCGCUGAGCAACGUUGGAGGUCUGACUGAUCUUGGAUGGAAAAUGGUCGAGUUCCCCCUGGAUCCUCCACUAGCUAAGAUGCUUUUGAUGGGAGAGCAAUUGGGAUGCUUAAAUGAGGUUUUGACUAUUGUAUCAAUGCUCUCGGUCCCCUCUGUGUUCUUUCGGCCCAAGGACAGGGCCGAGGAGAGUGAUGCUGCACGGGAGAAAUUCUUUGUUCCAGAAUCUGACCAUUUGACUCUGCUCAACGUCUUUCUGCAAUGGAAGGAGCACCAGUAUCGGGGAGAUUGGUGUAACGACCAUUACUUGCAUGUCAAAGGAUUGCGCAAAGCCAGAGAAGUUCGGUCUCAGCUGCUGGAUAUUCUGAAGACUUUGAAGAUUCCAUUGACGACCUGUGGGCAUGAUUGGGAUGUGAUCCGGAAGGCGAUCUGUUCUGCGUACUUUCACAAUGCAGCAAGGUUGAAGGGUGUUGGUGAGUAUGUAAACUGCAGGUCAGGAAUGCCGUGCCACUUGCACCCGACCAGCGCCCUCUAUGGCCUGGGGUACACUCCAGAUUAUGUUGUGUAUCACGAGCUGGUGUUGACCACAAAAGAGUACAUGCAGUGUGCAACCUCUGUAGAGCCCCAGUGGUUGGCUGAGAUGGGUCCCAUGUUCUUUUCGGUCAAGGAUUCCGAUACAUCGAUGUUGGAGCACAAGAAAAGGCAAAAGGAAGAGAAGACUGCGAUGGAGGAGGAGAUGGAGAAUUUGAGGAAGGCUCAAGCAGAAGAUGAGAGACGAAACAAGGAGAAGGAAAGAGAGAAGAGGGCAAAGCAGCAACAACAAAUAGCAACGCCAGGGCUGCGUCAGGGAUCUUCAACUUACUUGAGACCUAAGAAGUUUGGUUUGUAGAUGUGGCUUGUGUGAAAUUAACUGAAUCUUACAAGGAAGAAAUGUUGUAACUCUCAAUUUUAUUGUGGAGUAAACCAACUAGAAGUCACUUAUUCCCUGUAACUUUGCUACUACCCUCACCUUCCAGUAAAGUGUUCCUCUUGCGAUGGGUUGGACAUGACUGUGAUGUCCUGAGGAUUCUGAAACUUUGUCAAGUGUGGGUGGUGAAAUCACCUAAUGCUGUUGCACUUUAUUCCGUUGCUCCUGCUAUUGUAAGGUUGAAGAGGUUGCGGCUCCACAUUUGGAGGUUGUUGAUAACAUAAGGAGAAGAUGAUUUUGGAUCCCGAACUGGAAGUUUUUGUGUUUUCAGGCCACCUAUAGAAAGUAGUUGAAUCUCUUGCUACUACCCUCACCUUCCAGUAAAGUGUUCCUCUUUUUUUUUUUUUUGGUAAGAAGUGUUCCUCUUGCGAUGGGUUUGGACAUGACUGUGAUGUCCGUGAGUUGGGAUGGCAAAAAUAACUGGAACCGUGGAACUGUGGAUAUUCACUCGAAUUCGACCUAAUCGGGAGGUAUGUUUGUUAAUUUACUAAAAUUGAGGGUAUAAAAUACUAUUCACCCACUAAUAAACUAUAAAUAUACAUGGUCCACCCUGAGGCCGCAGAACCGAAAACCCCUCCCUCGCUCAUACUUGUGGCGCUGGUGCGUGCUAAAGGCACAGAUAUAAAGUGUAAAACCGUUGCUGUCCCGUUCGGCUUAUCAAGCGAAAUGACCAAGGUUGUCAGCCGCGGGUUGACCCGCGGGUCGACCCACUUUGACCAUGGCCUGGUGAGAAAAACGGACCGCAUGCACCCGUCGGGUCGACUGUUACAAGGUACCGGGUUGAAGGUCAAAUUGUGUCAUUUUUUUAUUUUGUUUGCGAAAUGCGUCUAUUUUCCGAUUUUUCUAUUCGCCUAACUCAAUUUUUGGAAUCCUAAGUUGAACAUUUGAAUAUUGAUGUUAAAUAAAUUUGUGUGAAUUUUCACUAUAUGUUGGAUUUAAGUACGACAUGUUAUUUUGGUGUAAUAUUAUAUAUUAUAACUCAUAUGUUAUAUAAAAUUUGACAUAACUUAUCAAGUACAAUAUAAUAACUUUUUCUAUAUUUUCGGGCCAAACCAGGCUAAAAUAGCUGACCUAUUAACCCUUGACCCACUAGGUCGACCGGGUCCGGAUCAACUCGUGAGUAGGGAUGACAAUUUCGACCUGACCCGAUUUACCCGACCUGUUUGACCUGUUUUGGGGCGGUCCAACCCGCCCCGUAGGUGGGGCGGGGCGGGCAUGGGUAUCUCUCAUCGACCCGACCUGCCCUGACCUGCCCAUUCUCGACCCGUUCUUGUCUAAAUUACAUAUAAUCUUAGUCAAAUUACUUAACAUUUUCCUCUUAUUACAUUAUAUUUUAGCUAUAAUAAAGUUGUAAAUAAGUGAAAACCUCAAUUUCUUCAAUAAUUUAAUUACAUUUUAUCAUAUUAUGGUUUCUUUCUUGGUCUUUCAAUGAAAAAAAUGAAUAUUUCUAAUGUUUUUCACAUAAAUUACAUAUACAUUGGGUCGACCUGAUCCGAUCUGCCCCAUAAUAAAUUACCCGACCUGCCAUGAGGCGGGUAUCCAUAUGGGUAUCGAGAUACCCACCCCGACCUGCCCAUUGCAAUCCUGCUCUCGAGUUGAUGACACUUCCAUGAAAUAAUUAUUAAAUUAACUAAACGAAA